AUGAGCAUUCUGGCCCCGCUCCCUCUCGUAGACAUGGCCAGUCCAGCCCUAAGCCCAGAUGAUUCAUCUUUGUCAGCAGCCUUGAGCAUCUCCCCCUCAGACUCGGAGAACCUCAGUCCAGAUGAACUGGAGCUGCUCAGCAAGCUGGAGGAGCAGAACAGGCUCCUGGAAGCAGACUCCAAGUCACUGCGAAGUGUUACUGGUUCCUGCAGGACCAGCGUCACCUCCCCGGGGCCACCACCUCUGGACCAGGACAGCUGGGAGCUAUGGGGACGCAUUGUCACCCACUGGGAGGAGUGGACCAGGAGGAAGGAGAAGCUGCUUAAGGAGUUGAUUCGAAAAGGGAUCCCACAUCACUUCAGAGCCAUGGUAUGGCAGAUGUUGUGUAAUGCAACAGAAAUGCCAGUAAAGAAGCAAUAUGCCGACCUGCUGAGAAUGUCCUCGCCCUGUGAGAAGCUGAUCCGCAGAGACAUUGCUCGAACCUAUCCCGAACAUGACUUUUUUAGGGGACAGGACAGCCUAGGGCAAGAGGGGCUGUUCAAUGUCAUGAAGGCAUACUCGCUGAUAGAUCGGGAAGUGGGUUACUGCCAGGGCAGUGCCUUCAUUGUGGGCCUUCUUCUCAUGCAGAUGCCAGAGGAAGAAGCCUUUUGUGUGUUUGUGCGGCUGAUGCAGGAAUAUCGAUUACGGGAACUCUUUAAGCCCAGUAUGGCUGAGCUGGGCCUAUGUAUAUAUCAGCUGGAGUAUAUGUUACAGGACCAGCUCCCAGAGCUGAAUCUACACUUCCGAUCUCACUGUUUCCACACAUCAAUGUAUGCCUCUUCAUGGUUUUUAACCCUGUUUCUCACCACCUUCCCCCUGCCUGUGGCAACACGUAUCUUUGAUAUCUUCAUUUAUGAGGGACUAGAGGUCAUAUUCCGAGUAGGGAUGGCAAUACUGACUGUAAACCAGACAGAGCUCAUGCAGCUGGACAUGGAAGGGAUGUCACAGUAUUUUCAGAAGGUUAUCCCACACCAGUUUGACAGCUGUCCUGAUAAACUGAUCCACAAGGCCUACCAAGUCAAGUACAAUCCAAAGAGAAUGAAGCGACUGGAAAAAGAAUAUGCUGCUAUUAAAAGUAAGGAGAUGGAGGAGCAAAUUGAAAUCAAGAGAUUAAGAACAGAGAAUAGACUUCUGAAGCAACGUAUUGAAACUCUAGAAAAGGGUCAGGUGACACGGGCGCAGGAAGCAGAGGAAAACUACGCCAUAAAGCGCGAACUGGCUGUAGUAAAGCAGCAAUAUUACACAGCAACUGAAAAUCUACAGAGUGCCCAGAACCAAAUCCGCCAACUACAAGAUAAACAGAAUGAUCCAAGGGUGACUUCGGAGUUAGUGUCCCAUUUGGAGUCAGAGCUGGAGCAGUCACGGCUAAGAGAAGCAGAGACUUUGGAAGGAAUGAAAGAAAUGCAAGAGAAAGUGGUAGAGCUGGAAAAGCGUAACAGCGCUCUUCCAGAUGAGAACAAUGUUGCGCUACUACAGGAAGAGGUCCAGGUUCUACGGAGAAGAGAGGCCCAGACUCUACAGGUUAUGCGUGAAGGACAGCAACAAGUGACUGAACUGACAGAUCGGUGGCAGGCCCUGUCUUCACGGGGAGGUGGCAUUUGGAAAGACUCGCCUCGUAAGAGUGCCACUGGGGACCUGCAGGAUGAAGUCAUGUCUUCUCGGUUACGAGAAGUCCAUGCUCAGAGCGAAACCCGUGAACUUCGCCAGAGGGUACUCAUUCUGGAAAGUCAGGAGGUGAUGCAUGAGAAACAGCUAUCCCGGCUGGAGAAGGAGUGUAAGGAGCUCAGAGAGAAGUUGCAAAGUGAGGCAGCACAGCACAAGGCCCUGCAAACCCAAAUGAACGAAGAUAAGAGGAAACAUGCAGUGACAGAGUGUAAGAAUAAAGAAGAGGUGAUGGCAGUACGGCUGAGAGAAGCAGACAGCAUGGCUGCUGUGGCUGAGAUGCGUCAGCGGAUAGCUGAACUGGAGAUUCAGAAAGAAGAGGGGAUGAUCCAGGGAAAGCUAAAAGACUCAGACUCCUCACAGUACAUUCGGGAACUGAAGGAUCAAAUUGAUGAGCUGAGACAUGAGAUUCUCCUUCUUCUUCGAGGUCACAAACCUUAUUCUGACCCGAGAGCCUUUGAUGGACUGCACCUCUCCUCCCAUUCAGGACGGGAGGAUGAAGACUCUCUCCCUUCCUCAGACGAAGAGCUUCUUUCUCGCCCUCUUGGAGCUUUGCAAGAUGCCCUCUAUCCUCAUUCACCCCACAAGUCCUGUUUCCUAAGGCCCCUGAGAAGUUCUGUCAGUUCUGACAGUGAAGAAGGUGUAGAAACCAAUGGAGCCACUUCUGAUACACCCCCUGAGCCCGCUGAAGAGGAAUAA
Staurois parvus is the source of this 2400-nucleotide messenger RNA. Lineage: Eukaryota; Metazoa; Chordata; Amphibia; Anura; Ranidae. The record is from the annotation of a GenBank genome assembly.